Molecule: messenger RNA, 1867 nt
Organism: Cervus elaphus (red deer)
Lineage: Eukaryota; Metazoa; Chordata; Mammalia; Artiodactyla; Cervidae
Gene: TAF1D
Product: TATA-box binding protein associated factor, RNA polymerase I subunit D
Exons: 13
Coding region: 235-1056 (273 amino acids)
Biological process (GO): regulation of DNA-templated transcription
Cellular component (GO): nucleus; RNA polymerase transcription factor SL1 complex; nucleoplasm
Source: RefSeq, a predicted model, not a curated record
CGAGACUUCCGCCCCACUAUUAGCUUGGGCGCGCCGCGCGCUCAGCCUUUCCUCCCGCGCGGCUGCGGAGGCUGGUUGCUGUUUGCUUUUCGGAGGGCUGUGGUCUGUAGGUUGUUGUCGGCAGCAGGAGCCUGUGUCGAGCCGGCGCAGGGAAACUACACCACAUUUACCAGAUUUUCACGGUCAGAAAUCUAUUGAAAGCAAAAGAUAAUUUGAGAGGGACUUGGAUCAAGAAUGGAUUCUCUUAACUAUGCAACGGCAUUUGAUUCAGCUGUGGAAACUGAGAAUCAAAGUGACAACUCUUCCUCUGGUAGCAGCUUAUUUAAAACUCAGUAUGUUCCUGUUCCACCUAAACAGAAGCAAAGAAACACUAUUAGAAAAUUCGUUCACAUACCCAAAAGUACUCAAGCAACAGAGUCAUCUAGUGACUCAUCCAUAGAGCCAAUACCACUGACUUUAAAGGCUAUUUUUGAAAGAUUCAAAAAUAAGAAAUGGAAACGGAAAAAGAAGAAAUACAAGCCAACGGGAAGAUCAGCAGGAAGACCAAAAGGAAGGAGAACCAGGAAAUUCUCACAAAUUACUGAGGAACAAUUUAAAGACAAAAGACCUGGUUUCCCAUCUUUAGAAUCAGAAAAUGGAAGAAAACCAUUACCUUGGAGAAAAAUUUUAACCUUUGAGCAAGCAGUGGCAAGAGGAUUUUUUAACUACCUUGAAAAACUGAAGUAUGAAUACUACCUCAAGGAAUCCUUGAAGCAGAUGAAUGUUGCUGAAGAUUUAGAAAAAGAAGACCUUGAUAGUCGAAGAUACAGAUACUUGGAUGAUGAUGGAUCUCUCUCUCCUAUUGAAGAGUCAGCAGCAGAGGAGGAGAUUGCAGCAAACCUUGAACAUGAUGAAUGUGAUAUUAAGUUGGUGGAGAAUAGUUAUUUCAUAAUAAGUUCUGAAUUUCCAAAGAAGAAGAAUGUAUAUUUGGAUCAAGAGGAAUAUACUGAAGAAACUGCUUUGCUUAAAAAGAGAACAUCAAAAUCUAAACACUGGACAGAGGACAAAGUGGGCUGAAGAGAGAUAGGAUUAUAAAUACCAGACAAGGCUUUUAUCUUCGGAAUACAGUGUCUGGAUUUUCCAAAGGUAUUGGCAUAUCCCAAUGAUCUCUGUCAAGUUCUAGGGUGUGAUAACAUAGGAAUUAAUAUCAUUUGAACUUGAUAAGCUUUUAGAGAACUAGACAUCCCAUCUCCUGACCCUAAACAGGAACCUAUAGUGAACUGCUUGAGGAAAUUGGAUCUUAAAGAUUACAGGUGGCAAACUUUGAAGUGCACUCCACUGAAGAUCAGAGAGGCCCAACUAAAACAGCUGUGGCAAGUAAUUUGUUCUAUCUGUCAGGUUUUGAUGGUCAUUACCAAGGCUUUUAGAAUGCAGUUUCUCAUUUGCUGUGGACAUGACCGUAAAACAAAAUCCCAACUAGGUUUUUCUUCCUGCUACUUUGUUAGCAUUCAGCCUGUUGGGAACAUUUUAUUAGCUUUAAUUAACACUUGUGAAGUUUAGCACUGUUCUAGUACCCAGACAUUGGUAGCCUAUGCCUAGCAUGGAACAGUCUAUGCCUAGAUUUCUGGAGUUGUUUUCUAGUUGACUGGGGUAGCUGGCUUCAGAACUUUACGUGAGCAUCUCUGAAAAUGAAACCUUUAAUAUUUCUGUUAUACAGGCAUCACAGCUGUGGAUUGAGCAGAACUUUUUGUAGGGCUGCCUUGAAGGUGACAACUUUGGAGGAACUAUGGUGACUGGCAGUGGAAAGAAUCAGGACGUGUGAAAAUCCUUAAAAAUUUAUUGACUUAAAUAAUAAUGUUAUGAAUAAAAAGAAACCUUUGUGCAGAAA